AUGAAGAGCCGUGUGCCCCUUGAGACCUGCCAGUUAAGUAUUGCAACUCUUGGGCUCUGUCUGAUGGAGCUGCUGAAGGGAUUGCCAUGGCGUCGUGCUUUCCUGGCCGUCAUCCUGAACCUGCUGGCUCUCAGCCUCUCCACCACUGCCUUGCUGGGCAGCUACUGGUGCACCGGGACCCAGAAAGUGCCCAAGCCUUUGUGUGGAAAGAGCAAAGCCACCAAGUGCAUCGGUGUCCCCAUGCCGCCUGACGCAGGUGCUGGCAACAUUUCAGCUCAGGAAGAGGUGCACUACAGCUGGGAGACCGGGGAUGACCGCUUUGCCUUCAGAUACUUCCACACGGGAAUGUGGCUUUCCUGUGAAGAGAGCAUGGAAGGGCCAGAAGAGAAAUGCCGUAGCUUUAUUGAGCUUUCACCACCUGCAGAGAGAGGAAUCCUGUGGCUGUCAUUGGGAUCAGAGAUGCUGUACAUCAGCUUACUGCUCAUCAGCUUCAUCCUCCUGAUGGUGGAAAUGCUGCACACUGGCAAUCCUAUUUGUGGGCUGAAGCUCAACGCCUUUGCUGCUGUCUCCUCAGUGCUGUCAGGUCUCCUUGGGAUGGUGGCACACAUGAUGUACACUCAAGUCUUCCAGGCAACAGUUAAUCUGGGACCAGAGGACUGGAGACCGCACACGUGGGAUUACGGCUGGGCUUUCUACAUGGCUUGGGCCUCCUUCACCUGCUGCAUGGCCUCUGCUGUCACCACCCUCAACACCUACACCAAGACAGUGCUGGAGUUCAAAAGGAACCACAUCAAGGGCUAUGAUGGGAGCUUCAAGGAUCAACCUCAGCACCACCAGUGCUUCAUACAGCAGCAAAUAAGCAGCUACUAUGAGCCCCAAGCUAAGUCCCUCCUUUCCGUCUCUGAGGGAGUUGACUUCUACUCUGAGCUGCAGCAAAAAGUGCUACAGCGGGAACCAGAGCUGGAACUGGAUGAGGUCUUGGGACAGACGAUCGGGGAGGAUCACUGUUAG
Molecule: messenger RNA, 1011 nt
Organism: Mesitornis unicolor (brown roatelo)
Lineage: Eukaryota; Metazoa; Chordata; Aves; Mesitornithiformes; Mesitornithidae
Gene: GSG1
Product: germ cell associated 1
Exons: 6
Coding region: 1-1011 (336 amino acids)
Cellular component (GO): plasma membrane
Source: RefSeq, a predicted model, not a curated record